This is a messenger RNA of Schistosoma margrebowiei, 6465 nucleotides long. The record is from the annotation of a GenBank genome assembly. Lineage: Eukaryota; Metazoa; Platyhelminthes; Trematoda; Strigeidida; Schistosomatidae.
GUUUCAUUGUUCAACUAUCGUCAAGGUUAUAUAUCGUCCUACACAAUAUUUUAAACAGACAAUAUGUUAACGCAAUGUCAUAGAGAUGAUGGUUCUUCUUAUCAUUGUAAACGAAGAAAAAACUUUGACUAAUUAUGUGUGAUAGCGACUCAGGACUAUCUAUAAGCAUGAAUGGGAGUCAAAAUGAUUCACCUACUCAAAGUCUUGUCUUCAUUAGAGUCAUUAUGCCAGACGAGACCAGUGAAACAUUUAGUUUCAGCCCAACAGAUUUAAUCGUAGAUGUCAAACUCACAGCUAUAAAAAGAUCAAGUUGUUGCUUGAAGGAUGAGUUGAAUUAUGGUCUGUUUCUUCCCCCGUCAAAAGGAAAAGCUGGAAAAUUCUUGCAAGAAGACAGAAUGUUAUUAGACUAUCCCUUCGACGGUUCAGUUGGUCACUUAGAGUUGAAAUAUAAACAACGCGUCUAUCGUGUUUUGAAAACAAAUGUGAAUAAGCUCCGUAAAAUAAAUACCAAGGCAAAUUUUCGUCAGUUUAUUGAAUAUGUCAAGGUGGGUGAUGUAGAUAAAGUUAAUAAAUGGUUGAAUAAAGGAUUGGACCCAAAUUUCCAAUGGAAACCAAACGGAGAAACUCCACUCACCAUGGCUGUACAGUUGGAAAAACCAUAUGAAAUGGUUAUGGCUUUGGUGGCUGGCGGAGCACACUUAGAUUAUCGGGCAUCAGAUAGUAUGACACCGAUCCAUCGUGCUUCAGAGAAAGGCAAUUAUGAAGCUAUUAAGGUACUUCUUGAUCUUGGUCAAUCACCGAAUACACGAGAUAAGGCAGAUUUAACACCAUUAUAUUAUGCAGUAUUGAACAACACAAUAUCUUUAUGUGUUGAACGAUUACUAUUUGAUCAUUCUCCUCUUGGAAUAGCAGAUGAAGCAGGACUUCAAGAAAUACAUCAGGCAUGUCGAUUUGGUCGUGUACAGCAUUUGGAAAUUUUACUUGCCUACGGUGCUGAAAUUAAUGUACAAACAUCGAAGAACGGCAACACCCCACUUCAUAUAUGUGCAUACACCGGGCAAGAAUCCUGUGCUCGGAUGUUGUUAUUUCGAGGUGCUGAUAAAAAUAUAAAAAAUUUCAAUGGACACACGACUUAUGAACAAGCAAUGAUUUCUAAUCACAUAGAAAUAGCAGAUUUAAUUAAAGGUUUUCAUGAACAAGAUGUUGUUCCAAUUCGUAAUUAUCUAAAGCGUAAUCUUCGCCGAAGAUCAUUUUCACGUAUACGAUCACAGCAAAGGUGUUCUAGUAUGGGGCGACUGAAUGACUUCUCAAAGCAAAAUGGAAUAACUGAAGUAGAUGGAUUAUCUGAAUUUGAAAAGGAUCAUUGUAAUACACUUAAAGGGAACCACAUGAUAAGAAAUAAUACAUGGAUGAAUACCAGCAUAAGUGGUUAUCAAUUAAACUCUAUAUCUGAUUCCAUAGAUUUUAAUGAUAAUAAAAAUUAUAUGGCAAUGUCUGAUGAUCAGAAUAAUCAUUUAAACCAAUCUAGAUCUGCAUAUAAUCUCAACAAACUAUCGAAUGGUAUCAAUCAGAAGUGCCAUGAUCCUAAUGACAUAGUUUAUCCUAACUAUUCAGCUACCAUGAGACCAUCCCAAAGUCGUCGUACAGGACGUUCGUCAACACCAGCAGCACCUCGUACAUCAAGUGAAUCCUUCAAAACAACUAAUUUACAGGACCGACACAGUACGUAUCGUCCAAGUUUAGAUCCAGCGUGGAUAUCUCAAACAAAUGAAAGUGGCUCAGAAACAGCAUCUAUUUUUAGCGUUAGUUCAUCUAUGCGGACUCCAUCCACGAAUAGUGUUAGGAAUGGAUCAGCGAUCUUGCAGCUGUUAUUGGCAAAUCGUGACAGUAUUGCGGAUUUGGAUACCACCAACUUACCUAGAAUGAUUGCACUUCAACGAGGUCCGAAUGGUUUUGGAUUUGUUGUACGCGGUAAAAAAGGAAUAUCUGGAAAUUUUACACCAUGUCUUGAGUGUCCAGCAUCACAAUACCUUGAAAAAGUUGAACCCCAUAGUGCAGCAAGCAAGGCAGGUUUGAAAGCAGGUGAUUUUAUAUUGGAGAAUAUUGGGGGAAAUAAAUGGAAAUCCAGAAAAUUAUUGCAAAACGUUUAACAACAUCCUAAAUACACUGUAAAUUCAGCACGUACAUGAUAAUCCAGAUGGUUGGACCCCAGUUGUUUUAUUCGAAUUUCACAUCAAAACAGUUACUGAGGACAAUGAUGGAAUUUUUCAGAGAAUGGUAAAGUGACUGAACAUGUAUAAGCAGAUUUUUUAUUAUUAGUGAUUAUUAAUUUAAUUACUUCGUUUCAGUUAAACAAUUCACACUGCCGACCGCGUAAUACGUUUCUGGCCGUAAAAGAGGAAAUUUACCAGUUUGCUGAACAAUAUAUUAUUCUUCCAUCACUUGUCGUUCAAUGGUAUGGAUAAGUAUUGUUAUUUGAUAAGUUAUCAGUAGAAGAGAAUAUCCAUGUCUGUGUUGCUGUUGUUCCCAUGGUACUUCAAGAGUGUUUUUGACACAGACGAAAACAUUUCAAUAUCGUAUCCCGAAAAACUCCAAUCUUAUUUGCAUAAUGUGAAUAAAAUUUUUCGUAAAACGCCAGUUCAUUUAUUUAUAACUAUUUUAUCCUUCUCUCCUUCAGGUAAAUAAUAUCAACGUUACUACAAUGUCACAUGAAGCUGUUGUCUCACUUAUUAGAGGUUCCAGUGAUAUUUUAGGUUUAAAAGUGAUAACUGUUGACUCUGAUCAAAUUAAUUCAACUCCCAAAUUAUCACAUCAAUCAGCAAAAAGUAACAAAUUUUACGAAUCUUCAGACAAUAUUUACAGUUCAAAAGCAAAAAAAUCCAAUUAUGAGGAUAAGUUUUCAAACAAACAUUGUGAUUCUGUAGAAAAUCAUUGGCCUAGGAACACUGAAAGUGCUUACAAAACCAUUUGUAGAGACUCAUUUUAUAGAAAUCAAAAUAAUUUUUCAAUACUAUUAGAAAACUCAACAAAUAAAUCUUCAUCCAACGAUUUUAUUUGUGAAGAAAAAUUAAAGUCUCUUCGACUAGACCCCGGUCCAUCGGUAUCCUCAAUGGAUGUACCUUCGUACAGAACACCAGUCCCCUCAACACCGUCAAGUAAACCAGUUCUAACAACUGGAACUUUAUCUAAAAGUGUAUUCCAAAAUGGACCAAAUUAUAAAAAAGCAGAAUGUAAUCUGACUAUUAGCCUAAAGGUAAGUAUAUUAAUUGAAGAUUCGAUAGUUUCAUUAGUAUUGAUAAUUUUAUGCUCUACGACUAAAUAUAUCUUGCUCGCUGGUUUUCCAACUUUAGAAUCCUAAAAAUUAUGUAAGGUUUCGAUCGAUGUUCGUUUUAUGCGACAAUUCGUUUUAGUCAUACAUUUACUAAAUGCGUGGGAACUGGUGUAUUUAGUGUGCAGACUCAAACUUAUAAAUCUGAAAAAAAAGCAGAGUUAGUGGAAUAUUUGUGUAAAACUUCAUUCAAGGAAAUAUCUUUACACAUCUGAAUAAUCUAAUAUUUAAAAGUAAGGACACAAUAGCUUUGUUGACAUGAGGGCUAAGUGUUCUUACCACACAACAACAAUAAAAAUACAAUGCAAAUUGCAGAAUCUGCUGAAAUCUCACCAAUUUUUAGAGACCAGAAAUGUUGAAUAAUCAGUGAUUAAAAACAACUGGAAUAAUAAAUUUAACAGAAAUUUGAAGUAACAAUGUACUUAAAUGUAAAUUCAAUUGGAAAUUGCAUCGAUUAAGAAUCGAAUGGAAACUACAUAUCACUUAGGAACUAAUUUGUGGUUAUUUUAAAUACUUAUUGACCACCACUCGUUUACGGGUUCUUAGUCUGUAGUUUCAGUGAACUCUAAGAUAUUUAUUUUCAUCAAACUACCUGUUUAUGUAAAAGUAGACUGCCCGCCAGUGAUUGUUUCUUGAUGGCUUACAGAAAAAUCAAUAAUUAAUCCAGAAAUUUAUUGUGAACAGUUUCAGAAGUGUGAAAUUUAUUUUCAAAACAUAAGACUCAAACAAGCUGUAUAAAAAAACAGAAUUUUUGAAAACAUUUGUCACUAAAAUCAGGAGUACAGAUAAUUAACUCUCUUCGAGAAUCCAGAUUUUCCAGUUUAAUCCUUGCGUUGUAGGACAAAACUAACAUUCAGCGUCCUCUAGUUUUUAGCGGUUUUUAAAGCGACGUCAGUUGAUCAAUUAAAAUUCCUUGAAGCUGAAUGAAAACCUGUACUGAGAUAAGACUGAAGACAAAUAGUGAAUAUCUGAAGGCUAUAAUUACUGCUUCGUAGGGCAAGAUUGCUCAAAAUAUUUUCUAUCAAAUGAAAAUUGUCGAAAUAUUUUCUUGACAACCUGAUUUUAGAUGUAUAUUCAUUCUAAAGUCUUCUUACAUCUUGAGUCAUGUACUUUAUGUUGUGAUGCUGUUUGACAGACUUCAUCAUCAAUAAAAGGAUCGAUAAGCAAAAUCGUUAGAGGCUUUGAGUUGGUGCUUUAAUAAAUAGGUAGUCUGACGCCUGAAUUAAUCUCCUUGUCACUGUAGCCAUUUAUAUUGUGGUUAUCUGUUAUUUGUAAUUAAAAUUAAAUCAUUCAUUUUAGCUUUUUAUGAUUAGAACUUUGUUUAAUCUCUUCUAUUUAUAGCAGAUAUUUUAUCUUCUCAGUAUUAUUUAAUGUGAGUCCUAUGUUUUUUAGUCCAGGCCAACACUCUCAGAAAAAACUUUCGAUUCUGUAGAUAAAUGUGAAAAUUCUUUAUCCUUUGAUCAUCCACCUCCUCCAACUCCACCUCCUAUAUCUUCUAGCAGCAUAAAUUUAAUACCAUCUCCACCGCCACCUAUGACAACUCCAAAUAAAACGUCUUCCAGUAUAAACUCUGAAUUGCCAGCAGGUAUUCUGAAAAAGACAUCACAUGAUAAGUUUUCAGAAAGUACUAAACCGUCUAAAAAUUCAGAAGAUGCUCGGAACCAGGAUAUUUGGUCAGAUCAGCUCUUACUCCCUCCACCCCCGCCUCCAGAGGAUUUUGAAUUAAAUGUUACUGAACCGGGGACUCGGCACUCUAAUUGCCAACAGAAUUCUAAUGGUUAUGACAUUAAUAAUCAUACUGCUUACAAAACCUUUUCAUCAUCACAAACUGUUAAGAAAACAUCUUUUGAAGAUAACCUUAGAAGGGCAGUAGCUGAACGCCGUCGUUUAAUUGAAAUGGCUUCUGGAGAGGAUGACCAUGAUUCUGAAUCAAUACUUAAUAAAGGUUUUCAUAAUACAACGUAUACAGAGAAUAAUACCAGAACUUUAAAACAGCAAGCAGAAAUUGUUUCAUCAAAUGAAAAGUCAUUCAAAACAGCUGCCGAAAAACUACAUUUUCAGACAUUAUCUGGUAUUUUACCAACGAACAGUACUAUUCCUCCACCGGAAAAUUUUAAAGAUUUCGAUAAUUCGAUGAACAAAGUUCAUUGUAAUACGGAACUAAAUAAUGACAAAGUUCCAAUAGCAACUAAACCAAAACUUCAUUUAAUACAACCAUCUUAUACUAAAAACGUAAACACAACUCAAGGUUCAAGAACUAUUGAACAAAGUAAACUUAAUUCGGUAAACUCAUUGACCAAUAUCAGUUGUAACGGUGCUCAUAAAACUGAUUUGUUGCGAGAGAUCUCGACAUUUAAACAGAACACUGUUACAGAAACGAAAACGAGUUCUGGAAAAUCUAUUGGUUAUCCUAGAUCCACAACACCCUCAUCGCUUCAACCUUCAUCUUAUUUUAUUUCUGAUGUUCCUAAAAUAAUGUGGUCUACUAAAUAAAAUCAUUUCAAGAAAGUACAAUCAUCUAUCUGUUGAUUAAAUUUCUUUCCUGUUACUAUGUUAAUUAAACAGAUUGUUAAUACAUACUCAGAUUCUUAUUAUCGUACAAAACUAAGUACUUUUCAGAAAGUCUAUUGUUUUUUUUGACAAAUGGUAAAUUGGUCAAGUUGUAAAAAGAACAAAAACAGAAACCAAAUUUAGGCUUGUCAUAACAUAGAAAAUUGUUAACAAUAUUCAAUUAUUUAGUUUUCAUACAGUGAAAAUGCUUAGUAUUCAUUUGUUCAUUCAAAUAGGCAUGUUCAUUGGGUUAACUAUUUUAGCGUUCAUUUCUUAUUUAACAAUUAUUCAUAUGUAUGAAAUGUUUUACUAAACAAUAAAUACCACAUACCACAUUAUUGAGAAGUGUGAAAUAAUAUUGACAAUUUUUCAUCCAUGUAGUUACUUAUCUUAAUUAAAAUCACACAUUAAAACUGUACUGAUCUAUUGAAGUAAUGAUUAAUAUCAAAAAUAACGGAUUUUCAUUCGUUAAUGACAAAUAAUAAUGUAUUUGUUUUCAAAUUCAAAUAAUUGUUUAUUAAUAGAAUAUAAUUUUUAAUUAAAAUGAAAUGAACAUUAAUAAAAACAGUAAAUGAUUUUGUUAUUUC